Molecule: messenger RNA, 1492 nt
Organism: Amphiprion ocellaris (clown anemonefish)
Lineage: Eukaryota; Metazoa; Chordata; Actinopteri; Pomacentridae
Exons: 6
Coding region: 16-1341 (441 amino acids)
Molecular function (GO): oxidoreductase activity
Source: RefSeq, a predicted model, not a curated record
AUUCGACGAGUCACCAUGGCAACGGGGAAGCGGAGGACUACAACACUUGAACUGGAAAUCUUAAUGCGCUUAUAUAGCGAGUUUGAGCACGUUUUUAGAAAGAAGUGCAGCACCUGCAGCUGCAAAAGAGAGGGAGACGGUGUGGGAGAACAUUGCUGCCCGGGUCAAUGCUUUGCAGUUCGUUCCUCCGACCAGCAGGUGGCGCCUGAUGAAGGACGUUUUGAACCUGCAGCAGGUUUGAUUUCUCCCCAGGUGAACUCAGGUCAAACAGCUGAGUCACUGAGUCCCGAAUCACUGCCAAACUCACACCAACCUCACGCACUCAGGAGAGUUUUAUUGAGCAGCAGCGUCUUCACCAUCAUGAUCAGCCUUUUGUGUCUCGUCGUCCUCGUCGUCCUCGUCGUGGUCGUCGUCCACUCGCUGUCUUCCCGCCGUCGCCGCCACGUGCAGCCCGGCGGCGCCAUACUCAUCACCGGCUGCGACAGCGGCUUCGGACACCACCUGGCUGGAAGUCUGGAGCGGCGAGGCUUCGUGGUGUUCGCUGGAUGUUUGUAUCCAGACGGAGCCGGAGCUCAGAGCCUCAGCGCUCAGAGCUCCGGGAAACUGAAUAUCUUAAAGCUGGACGUGACGAAGGACGAAGACGUGAAGAGGGCGAAGGCAGUGGUCCAGGAGAACCUUCCGGAGAAAGGUCUGUGGGCAGUGGUCAACAAUGUUGGGAUCUCAGACUGGGCCGAGAUCGAGUGGAGCUCCAUCGAAGAUUUCCAACGCAUGGUGGACAUCAACCUGUUCGGCGCCAUCAGGACAUCCAUCGCUUUUCUUCCUCUGGUUCGCGCCGCCAAAGGUCGGAUGGUUUACGUGUCGAGCAUCUUUUCCUUCUUCAACUGCCUGAACAUGGCAGCCUAUAGCGUCUCCAAGAGAGGCCUGGAGGCCUUCGCUGACUGCUUAAGGGUGGAAAUGGACAGUUUUGAUGUAAAGGUCAGCAUCAUCCAGCCGGGGAACUUUGGUCAAGCCACCAGCAUCCUGAAGAUGAAAACCGGGUUGGAUAUGUGGAAGAAGCUGGACGACGAGAGGAAACAGACCUUCAACCAGCAGUACAUGCAGCUGGCCAGCGACUACUUCAUGUCCACCUGCAGGGCUGGUUUCAAAGACGCUACCCCGGUCAUCGACGCCAUGCUGCACGCCCUCACAUCCACCCAGCCCAAACGCCGCUACCUGCUGGUGUCCAAGACGGAUAUGUUCUUCUUCAGGCUUUACCCUUUUCUGCCCACCAUCCUCACCGAUUCCAUGUUUCAUCUCAGCUCCAUGUACGCUAAAAGAAAAGAAAUGCUGUACACUCAGUAAGCAGCAAAGAAACUCGUCCUGGACUCAGGGUUUGGAUGCAGUGUUUUGUUUCCAUUUAAUGACAUUUUUUGCGGCAAAAAAUUACAAAAAAGAUUCUUGCAUGUCAAAGUGAAAAGUACUGUAUGUUAAUUAAACAUAUGAACUAAGUGAU